AGUGGUGGCAAUAAUGGACGUGGACAUCCUGGAGGUCGACCCCGAGGCUCGACACCAGGUCUACAAAGACGUCAUCGCCCUCCAGGGGCCUCCCGAUGGAACUAUCCUGGUGUCGCUGUGCACCUCCGGCCCUGAUGACUACUUUGAUGACGCGCUCAUCGAUGAACUGCUGGACAAGUUUGCGAACUUUGGAGAAGUGAUUCUCAUCAGGUUUGUGGAGGAGAGGAUGUGGGUGACCUUCCUUGAAGGUUACUCCGCUCUCGCUGCUUUAUCCCUCUGUGCGUCCACUGUCCUUGGUAAAACCAUUGACAUCCGUUUGAAGAGUCCAGGCUGGAUCAAGAGUCUGGAGGAGGAGAUGAGUGCGGAGCGAAUCUGUGGCAGCAUCCCUACCUCUGCCAGCUCCACUCUACUGGCCGAGGACACGGACAUGGGCGAUGAUGAUUAUGACAUGGAAGGUGGGUUUUGACGGACGUUCGAUCCUCAU
Messenger RNA from Cynoglossus semilaevis (tongue sole), 484 nucleotides. RefSeq names its product synaptojanin-1-like. The record is from RefSeq and is a predicted model, not a curated record. The transcript is spliced from 3 exons. Gene Ontology annotation, molecular function: nucleic acid binding. Bases 14 to 466 code for a protein of 150 amino acids. NCBI's taxonomy places the organism in Eukaryota, Metazoa, Chordata, Actinopteri, Pleuronectiformes, Cynoglossidae.